This is a messenger RNA of Durio zibethinus, 1381 nucleotides long. RefSeq lists its product as uncharacterized. Gene Ontology annotation, molecular function: dynein intermediate chain binding. The record is from RefSeq and is a predicted model, not a curated record. Gene Ontology annotation, biological process: microtubule-based process. Gene Ontology annotation, cellular component: cytoplasmic dynein complex. Lineage: Eukaryota; Viridiplantae; Streptophyta; Magnoliopsida; Malvales; Malvaceae.
AAAUUGUUGAAUCUGCUAAUAACUUGUUAAGAAUAGCUUAGAAUCUAAACAAUUAAGUAGCUAGACAGUCUAUAUUUCUUAAAUAAUAAGUGGAUGCUGAUAUCUCUCCUCAUACUCACCAUAAAAUGGCACUUGAAUUUUCAUCUUUUCACAGUACCUAAAAAAUUCAGGAACUCAGAGACCAGAUUAGAAAGUUGGGAGUAUAUCGAUUUGGCUAUUUGCUUAUUGUACCGUCCCUGGGGCCUAGCCUCCACUGUCUUUUGCAUUUUUCUGCAGAUUUGUUCUUUAGCAUAAACUUAAAGCCCUAACCAAUAAACUCAAUUUCUCAUUGUCUAGGAAUGGAUUGUCCUAUCUAAUUUUCCCAACAGAAAAUGCCUCAUUUUACGGAACUUGACAAAUAAGACUAUAAGGCAUGAGCAUCAUAUCUGGCUGCCUGACACAUGGCUAAAUCCUACUGAUUAGCCACAUGGAGAAAUCCACGUGUACGCGAUAAAUGGGACCAAGCCUUGCAUUGCAUCCAACAGCCUCGUGACCUAUUGGUAAAGUGUUGGAUUCUUAAUUCCUGUGAGCAGGUUCAAAUCCUGAUAAGUAUAAAAAAAGAACCCUCCCAUUCCCUUGUAUACCAUGUGCUGAUCUCCGUAGUGGUGGCAAGCUAUAAGGAUUUUGCAAUCAAAAGGGUCCGCUAGGUUCUGCAGUAUCAAAUGGCUCUUCAGCAUAAUUCCACAGAAUCUGUUGGUCACCAUAGAAUCCUUACGUGGUUGACCUACUAGCAUUAGCCCUUUUGUCUCCCACUGAAUGUAAUCUCCACCUAAUCCACAACUCAAUAUAAAUAGACUCAUUUUGCAGUGCUGUAUCAGCUCAAACUUUCUUAGAAGGAAACCUUUGUGAACUUCUUGCACAUUAAUCAUGAUUGAAGGCAAGGCAGCCAUUGGAGAGACUGAUAUGCCUGUAAACAUGCAGGAGGAUGCUCUUGAACUAGCUGCAAAAGCCCUCGAUUUCUUCUAUGUCAAUGAUGCUACUGAGAUGGCACGCUUCAUAAAGAAGGAAUUUGACACAACGUAUGGACCGGGGUGGCAAUGCAUUGUAGGAACUGAUUUUGGUUCAUUUGUGACACACUGCUGCGGUUAUUUCAUUUAUUUUUGCAUUGGCAGCCUUGCAAUUUUGCUUUUUCAGGGGUUCUGCUGUUCCAGAAGCUGAACCAACCAGUUUUCUGCUUUAGAGACAGUGAAAGCUUAGCAUUUAACCUACAUUUCUUUACUUCUUGUACAAACUUUAGCUGCGUAGUCCAGAAAUAUUAUCAUCAAAAUUAAAGAAAGGAAGCAAAAGAAGGAAGAGUUUCAACUUCAGCAAUCUAUAUUUACCCUUUCAUUCUCAACUUUCU